UCUAUAUUUCGACAUUAGUACCAUCCACGCGUCCACUCGAUCAUGGUGUAACAACGAACAAAAUGCAAAUUUCCGAUACUGUCUGUCUGUAUGUCUACUCGGCAAUGUCCAGUAUCGAUAAAUAGGGCCUGUGUACGGUUCGACAGAACUUAUUACCUGGACAGUGGCUUCGCAGGUCGCGUGUCGCGUGCGUUCUGUCUUGUGUGCGGUUUGAUGAACUUUUUGUUUGUGACUUAAGUUGGAAUUCAGUUUGGUGCCAUAGAAAAUGAUAGUUUUAGGUGGAUCCUGUUAAGAGAAUACCUGAUAGUGCUUGAUAGUAAGAAUCGAUUGGUGGAUUGACUCCUUGAGCUAAAAGUGCAAUCAUGGCUUUAGUAUUACGUUCAACGUACAACUUCUUCACGUUCCUGUUCAAAGAAUACAACGAUCCGCGAGUAGAACAUUUCCCUCUGCUCGGGUCGCCAUGGCCAGUGCUGGUGAUAAUAAUCCUGUAUCUCAAAUUUGUCAACAACUGGGGCCAGAAGAUGAUGGCGAACCGGCAACCGUUCGGUUUGAAAACGGCAAUGAACGUGUACAAUGCAGUACAAAUAGUCCUGAAUUUGUACAUCGGAAUCACCGGAUUUGCCAAUUCAUACUUCUCCGACGAUUACGACUGGGUCUGCGAACCGAUUAGUCAGAAAGUAACCCCAACCAGGCAACGGCUCAUAUUCGUUACGUACCUGUACUACCUGUCGAAGAUACUGGAUCUGCUGGAUACAGUGUUCUUUGUGCUGCGAAAGAAGAAUAAUCAGAUCACGUUCCUGCACACAUAUCACCAUGCCGGAAUGGUGUUUGCGACAUAUGUAUUCACGAAAUUCGUGUCAGGGAGCCACGCGACACUGCUGGGGCUGAUCAACAGUUUUGUGCAUGUCAUCAUGUACUUCUACUACUUCCUGACCUCGUUCCGGCCGGAGCUCCGGAAUUCCAUCUGGUGGAAAAAACACAUCACGCAAAUUCAACUGAUCCAGUUCAUGGUCCUGAUGGCCCAUUUCGGUUUGCCGCUGAUAUUCGGCUACUGCAACUAUCCGGCUGUGUUCCUUUUCAUCGGAUUUACACAGAAUCUGUUCAUGUUCACGUUGUUUGCCGAUUUCUAUCUGAAAGCCUAUGUAAAAACGCAAAAGGACAAAGUGAAAGACUCCUAACGAUGAGCCGUAGCUAAUUAAGCCGAACCAUAGAAGUUGUUAAUUACCGUUACCUACGUCACAUACCGCUGGAAUUACAUAUACUUUUUCGUAUAAAGUGUGCAACGCACCAGUCAACCAGCCACCACCCCAAUCACCUCUGUUAGUUGUCGCCACACAUAUAUUAUGCCAACUCGACCUUUUCCUCGUGUACUGCCAACCCUCAUCGCUAGGUUUAAAUAGUUGUGUAUUAAGCAGCUAAUUUAUUGUAGUUUCUAGCGCAGAUUCCGUCACCCCAAAGGCGGUAGGUUUUAAGUUCAACAAAUAUACACCACUGAAUGUGACCUUUGAAUUGUAACGCCUGAGACUAAGUUAAUGCAAAUAUGCCACUGUCGAGUGUUUCGUUAAAAAAACGAAGUAGCGGGUCAAUGGACGGUCGCGCGUGUACUUAAAGUGCUGGGCGUAAAACUUUGGAAUAUGGAAAGAAAAUGUCCCAAUACAACUAGUGCAACUCUUAUUGAUUACUUGUUCUGCGACUGAGAUUUAUCACUUCUAGAUUGAUUUGGAUACUCUCAAUCUACCUUAUAGGGUUGGAAAUCUUAUCGAUUUCUCAAGACAUAAGGUGUUUUCGUGCUUGCCAUACACAGCAAAAAAAAAAUAGUGUAAUAUCACAUUGUAUUAAAUGCACAUCAUCCACGUCUCAACAGUGAUGCAGUUUUGCUUUUCAUUUACGACAUUCGAUAUUGAUGUAGUUAUAACUUUAAUUGAAUUAAAAAGAUGUAAGGUACCCCGGGGCAAGUGAGAAUCUGGGGUAAUUGGACCUUCCGUCAUAGCUUAUUGAGGAGAAGUUUUUCAAGGCGAUAUUCUUCUAGAAAAUUGAAGAUUCCCAUAUACGUAAUGUAUUUACUACUCACAAAUUUGUUAUUUUCAUUACCAUGUGUUUUUUUCAAGGUUGUCAUCAAAAUUGUACUGAUAAUAAAAGUCACGUAUUAUUAUUUAGUAUUUAUUACUCAUAAUCUAGUCUACAAUUUGCUCAUUCCACUACACUGCUCCCUUCCAUCUGCUGCUUUUUUCUCUAAAAUAAUCAUUCCUUUUCCUAAUGUUAUGUGUAUGUUGUAGUGUUGUUUCUUCAUCGUGUCAUACGUUUGCUAGCGAUCAUAAACUUAACAUGAUUUGCUUAAUUGUUACUUUUUGGUUUUUAUACAACGCAUUGUUUCCUCAUGAUGACGUUAUGUCUGGGUUUAUGCGUUCUCCUCUGCACUUUCCUCAAUGGUUCAAUGUUUUUUUCUUUCAACUAGAUGAAUCCUUUCUUACCGUAUUACACAAUAUGCCAUUUUUGCAUUUCAUAUAAACUAUAAAAAUAACAACGACAACGACGCUGGUUUGUUUUACAAAUUAUCUUCCAUCUUCCUCGGUUUCCUCGUCAGAAAAAAAUCAGUGUUUACCCUAUAGAAUGUGUUCCGACGUACAAAAUAACUGUUUUCCUCUAAAGGGGGGAUGGGGGGACUAACAUCAGCUAAGGGAGGUUGCCUUACAAAACUCUGUUCCCGUCAUUUACUUCCUGUUUUACUCUACUAAGCUACCGGACAAUAACGCUUCGAUUCACAGAACGAUUUCCCAGCUAGAUAUACACCUACCAAAGAGCUUAAGGGUAGCAGAUCAAAACGAAUCUAGUUUAAUCAGAUAAAAUUAUAUUGUUGAAACCGUAAACAGUUCGAUCGAUGGCAUUAGUUAGAUGUGAUUUUCUCGAUAAUUCCCAGAAAGCGUAAAUUAGGGCAGCUAUGAAAACAUAACUAUACCAUUGACAAGCGUUGCUGACUAACCGGUUUUUAGAAUUUCUCUUGAAAUGGAAACAAAUUAGUGCACAAUUUGUCGAAAGCGGUGUGUUACCAUUGUUGAUAGCUGCACAACGUACAACAUUCAAAUAUGAUAGCAUUGGAAAAUUAACGCUCUCAGUUCAAAUCUGUAGAAAUGGUAAUUUAGAAAAUUAUAUAUUCCCAUAAUUCUAAUCGAUAGGUAUUUGUGCAGAAUAAAAACUUGACCUUUAAACAGAGCGUUUA
This is a messenger RNA of Aedes aegypti (yellow fever mosquito), 3217 nucleotides long. Its product is annotated as elongation of very long chain fatty acids protein 7. The record is from RefSeq and is a predicted model, not a curated record. The transcript has 5 exons. Gene Ontology annotation, molecular function: fatty acid elongase activity. Gene Ontology annotation, biological process: fatty acid elongation, saturated fatty acid; fatty acid elongation, polyunsaturated fatty acid; fatty acid elongation, monounsaturated fatty acid. Gene Ontology annotation, cellular component: endoplasmic reticulum membrane. The coding region runs from base 363 to 1178 and encodes 271 amino acids. Lineage: Eukaryota; Metazoa; Arthropoda; Insecta; Diptera; Culicidae.